Pseudoliparis swirei is the source of this 3090-nucleotide messenger RNA. It is a transcript of the gene ccpg1, whose product is annotated as cell cycle progression 1. The record is from RefSeq and is a predicted model, not a curated record. Lineage: Eukaryota; Metazoa; Chordata; Actinopteri; Perciformes; Liparidae. Gene Ontology annotation, cellular component: membrane. The coding region runs from base 169 to 2295 and encodes 708 amino acids. The transcript has 10 exons.
CAGUUAAAAACUACACUUCCCACAACACUUCCCGUCGACAGUCAAUUUUUCCGUGUUAACGAAUAACUUGGGCUGCAACAACUCUUGAGCUCCAUGUAAACAGCUGCUGCGUCGUUGGGCACAAGAUACCGAUCCCUGGACCCUGUAUGUUGCUGACAACUGACAGAAAUGUCAGAGACAUCAAGUGAUGCAGAGUCGUCCUGUGGCUGGACCAUUAUCAGCAAUGAGGGUUCAGAUAUCGAGACGUUGGGAUCGGAGGCUGCAGUGGAAGCUGAGCUGUUAGAGCGCGCUCCAGGGAAGGAAGCAGAGCUGCAGCAUAAUGCUCAGCCGGUUGAAGAGCAUGUCGCCGAGUCACUGGACGAAACUCUGGAAGAACAAACCAUAGAUGAGACAUUGUGUUCUUCCGAGCAGGCCGGAGACGCCGCCAAAGGGACGCAGCUCGCGGCUCUGUUGUCCUCCAGCGAUCACUCCGACAUUGUGACUCUUGGAGACUUGAAGGAGGGCGAGCACGUGGAGGCGGCGGCCAAUAGAGAGUUUGACCUCGGCACGUCCUGCAGCAGCCUGUAUGCCUUCACUGCAACCGAGGCUGCAGGUUUGAUGUUGAGUCACUGGAAACUUCCACAGAGCCUCGUGAACUUAGGCUGCCGUCUGAGCAGUCGGCUCACUGGAGGCCGCUCGCUUCCAGUUUACCCAGUGCAGCAGCCUCCAGGGACAAACUCGAGCAGCAGUGAGGACGAGGCGGGACGAAGCACCGGCACUGUGGUCCGAAGACGGCGGCUGAGGAAGAAUAUCAUAACCAUCGUCACAGAGCCUGAGGAGGAGGCGCUGGAGUCUGGUCAGAGUGAGGAGGAGGAGGAGGAGGUUAAAGAACAGAAGUUUCAGCAGCAGGAGGAGGAGGAGGAGGUUAAAGAACAGAAGUUUCAGCAGGAGGAGGAGGAGGAGGUUAAAGAACAGAAGUUUCAGCAGGAGGAGGAGGAGGAGGUUAAAGAACAGAAGUUUCAGCAGCAGGAGGAGGAGGAGGAGGUUAAAGAACAGAAGUUUCAGCAGGAGGAGGAGGAGGAGGUUAAAGAACAGAAGUUUCAGCAGGAGGAGGAAGAGGAGGCAGAAGUUAAAUGUCUGGAUUCCCGACUGCGAGGCCAGGGCGGCAGCAUCCUCAACAGCUGUAUCCUGAUGGCCCUCGUCAUCGCCAUCAGUAUGGGUUUUGGCCACUUCCACGGUACAGUCCAGAUUCAAGAAAGACAGACGACUGGCAAUCAAAUCAGAGUAAAUGAAGUUGAUGCUGCGAGGGCUCUGAUUCAACAUGUUGGAGAACAAGCUCUUACAAAAGAGAGGGAUGAGUUUGGUUCGGAUGACCCGGAAGAGCAGAAAGGGAUUUCUCUGCUCACAGAAGUGAUUGAGAAGAUAAAGAAAGAGAACCAGGAGCUCAACAUCAAGCAGGAGCACAUUCAGGCCCAGAGAGAUGACCUGGAGCUGCUGCUGAAACAGAGGACCGAGGAGAGGACGAACAUUGUGUCUCAGCAGCAGGAGUUGACGGCUGAGAACCAGCUGCUGAAAACCUCCCGAGAACGUGAUGAAGAGUCCCUUUCCACCCUCCAGCUGGAGCUGAGAAACCUGCACUCAAAGAUGAGAGACUGGGAGGCGAUGGAAGCGGGUACCCACGCGCUGCUGUCCGAAAUACAGAGGCUGAAAGAGCAGCUGGAGGAGGAGAAACGGCUGAUCGAAAGCUUCCACAGCCAGAGGGCAGACACGGUGGCCGAAGCACAGACACUGAAUCAUCAACUUGACGAGGAGAGAACGAUCACAGGAGAGCUGAGGAGAGAGUUACAUGUGCUGAGAAAUGACAUCCCAACGGAAGCUGCUUCAGAGGCAGAAGAGCUUCAAUCCCGACUGGCGGAGCUGGAGAAGAGGCUGAGCUUCGAGCAGCAUCGCUCGGACCUGUGGAAGAAGCUGUACGUGGAAACCAAGGGAGACGGAGCGAGGGAAGACGCGGAGUCCAAAUCGAAGAGAACAAAUGAGAGCAUGGCCGGCAAAGUGAAGCAGACAUUUGACGCUGUGAAGAACUCCACGAAGGAGUUUGUCCAUCACCACCGAGAGCAGAUAAAGAAAGCGAAUGAAGCUGUGAAGGAGAAACUGAGGAAGUUUUCAGAUUCUGUCAAAUCAACUUUCCGACACUUCAAGGAUUCGGCUUCGACCUUCUUCAACAAAGCCAGAGGGGUUAACGAUAAGAGACGCGGUGGGAAGAACACGAAAGAGUCGCGGAGCCACAGAUUCCACAAACCUCCUCACAGAAACUAACGCAAAGCUGACGGGUCCUUCCAGAGCAAGCAGGCACACGGCUGACGCCCGACGCCAUUUGACCCCAAAUUCUAAAAACAUCUCAACUGGUUUGAUAUGUUUGCAAAUUCUCUUUUGGGUUGUUUAGAAGCAAAGUCUCAUGUUUUUUGUAAGUUUGCACAAUGUUAACUUUUUAAUGCUACUGAAUGUCCUUGAGCUGUUUUGUUUUUAGUGACGUAAUCGUUAUGUUUGAGUGAAAGAUGUGGCAUAUCUGAUUCACAAGUUUCAUAGAUAAAACUCUAAUACAACUGGAAAUUGGGGACCUGAUGAUUUAUUCGUUAAACUACUGCACGUGUGUUUAAAAAAUAUACGUGAAAUUCUUGAGCAGAGAAAUGUUUAUUGGGAUUUUUUUCUUUACAAUAAUUUAAAUUAUGCACAUGCCACAUUAUUGGAUGUUUUCUUCUAUAGCCAUGUAGUGAGUGUGUGAAGUGAUUUAAAUGUCAUCUCAGAGGUAAGAUGCAUUGUUCCCACAUUCCACCUCAUGCUUGUUUUAACUCACAGUUUUAUUUGUCUUUGUUUACAUGCGUUGGCAAAAAAGUACAAGCAAUAAUGUCACCAAAUGUAGUUGUGAAAAUAAAUACAGGUGGUGUUAUACUUUAGACAUAUCUGAUAAUUGGGAUUUAAAAAAAUAGUUAUUACAAUAUUUAAUACAGUAGAAAAUCAAUAUCAAGUCACAUUCUCAUUUAGGACAGAAACUUGCCGUUGUUCCAGUGUUUUCACUGUCUUUCAUAAAUAAAGAUGCUUCCUCCAACUCUU